Messenger RNA from Theobroma umbraticum, 1520 nucleotides. Its product is annotated as Pentatricopeptide repeat (PPR) superfamily protein. NCBI's taxonomy places the organism in Eukaryota, Viridiplantae, Streptophyta, Magnoliopsida, Malvales, Malvaceae. The record is from RefSeq and is a predicted model, not a curated record. Gene Ontology annotation, molecular function: protein binding.
CUCCUAGGCUGUUUCCUGCUUAUGUCCAUCUUGACAAACUUAAUAUCACCAACAUUACUAAUAAGAGUCGAUAAUUCAUAAUUGUUUCAUAUCAUACAAUCUCCUUCAAUUCUUCUUCCCUUCUCUUUCCUUCCCUUGGCCUAUAUAUAUCUUCCUAAAGUCCAAAUGACCAGAAAGCAUAAGCACAAGGUCUCCCUAACUCUUCCCAGCUCUUCAUUCUCGUAUGUCUAAAACCAUGAUCUCACGUUCGGUUCUUUCCUCCAUCAAAAACUUUCCUUCCUUUUCCUUCCAUCCAAUCGCCACCCAAAUCCCAACUCUAGAGCCCCUUUCCUCUUCCUUUCCGUUCUCCACCCAGCAACCAACAGCCCCCAUUUCCCCUCCACUUUUCAAACUAACCCACAAAGACUGGCUCUCCCCAAACGAAAUCCUCAAGAUCUUCGACAACCUUAAAGAACCAACCUCCGUCAUUUCUGUUCUAAACCAAUACUCAGCUCGCAAAGAUUACAAACCAACCGAACCUCUCUUCACUCUUGUCAUUAACAAACUGGCCGAUGCCCAGGAUUUCGAUUCCAUUGAAAACAUCAUGGAAAAGCUCAAACACAAAAAACCUUGCAGUUUAUCCGAUGAUUUCUUCCAAAAUGUAAUAAAAAAAUAUGGGCAUUGUGGUGGUCGGAUAAAAAGGGCGAUUGAGACCCUUUUUAGUAUGCCAGACCAUGGGACUUGGCCUACUGUCAAGACCUUCAAUAUCAUUUUGAGCUUGCUCGUAGCUAAUAAAUUGUUCGAUGUAGUUCAUGAGAUUUAUGGGAAAGCUCCCAAGUUGGGUAUCGAAAUUGAAGCCUGCACUUUGAAUAUACUUAUUAAAGGGUUAUGUGAAAAUGGGAAAUUAGAAUCGGCAUUCAAAGUGCUCGAUGAAUUUCCUAAACAAGGGUGCAAGCCUAAUGUUAGGACUUUUUCGACAUUAAUGCAUGGUUUGUGCGAAAAGGGGAAGGUUGAUGAAGCUUUUGAGUUGAUGGGGAGGAUGGAAAAGGAAGGAAUCGAGGCGGAUGCAGUUAGCUUUAAUAUUUUGAUUUCGGGACUAAGGAAGCAAGGCAGGGUUGAAGAGGGGGUGAAGCUUUUGGAGAAGAUGAAAAGAAAAGGGUGUUACCCGAAUGCGGGGUCUUAUCAAGAGGUCUUGUACGGUUUGCUUGAUGCUGGGAGGUUUAUGGAGGCGAAAGAGUUAAUGGGGAGAAUGAUUUUGGAGAGGGUGAGUCCGAGUUUCGAUUCGUACAAGAAGUUGAUUCAUGGUUUUUGCAAGGAGAAGCUGGUAAGGGAAGUUGAUUGGGCUUUGAAACAGAUGGUGCAACAAGGCUUUGUUCCUAAGAUGGGGAUGUGGACACAAAUGGUAAAAUGUGUUUUCCAUGGGAGUAACACUGGUGACUCUCUUUCACUUCCUGAAAUUGUAAAUGGCUAGUGCUGCCUUUGGACAUUUUCUCAUAUUUGAGUUGUAACAUAAGACAAUGAAAAUUUUCUGAACGACACAC